AUGUCAGUGCCAGGUAAAAAGCGACGUUAUCCUACGGCCAGUUCUCCUAAUGAAUCAGAUGACGACAAUGGAGAACAACCUUCAACUUCCACAAAUCAACUAUCGAAUAAACGACGUGGUUCAGUUGCCGCGGAUUUUGCACCGCACCGUUUGAUUGUCAGCGAACGUCAACAAAUGGCUGUAUUAAAACAAUUAACAGCUGGCGACGAAUCAAACACUGGAUCUCAAUCUCCAUCCUCGAUUACUCCUCAACCGCGUCCAUCAAAGAUCAAUCGACGAAAUGAACACGGAGAGACAAUUGUCCACAUAGCUGCACGAAAAGGCGAUUUGAAACAACUACGGAAAGUUCUCAAAGCUGGAGCGCACGUCAACGAAGCUGAUAAUGCCGGGUGGACGCCUUUGCAUGAAGCUGUUACAAAGAAUCAAUUCAAAGCUGCGCGUCUCCUGUUGAAAUCUGGUGCGAAUUCCAAUGCACCUGGUCCUGAAGGACAAACUCCACUUGUUGACGCUGUUCUUAACAAUAACACAAAAAUGGCUGAGUUGUUAUUGACUUAUUCUGCUGAUCCGUCUGUUGUUGACUUAACUCGUCUGAACGAAACAAUGGCAAGUGUUCUAAGACGUGAAACAACCGUGUUGGAAUCAUCAGAUAACGAAAACGAUGACGAAUCGAUUAGUCCGCUAUCGCCAUUAACCAGCGAUAACGAUCAGGAACAUGAUGAUAAGCAGCAUUUCCAUUCAAGUGUAGUGGAGCAAUUAGAUAAAGAUCUUGGUCAACAUACAACCUUCGCCAAAAUUCAACGGAAAAAGCCUUAUAGUGGUUUGGGAGAGCGCUCAUCCCAAACAUUGGAUUCUUCACCGCAAAGCAAGAUUCGUUCGACUAGUGGCAGUAAUGAAAUAUCGGCAUCAGGAAAAAACCCAUACGAUUUCGAAAGCGAAGAAGAAGGAGAAAUCCGUGAACCAUCAACUGAGACGCCUGAAGAACAAAAGAAGAAACCUAUACGAAAACCUGAAUCGACUAGACAACGGGCUCACAGUGGAACUUUCGCAUCGUCGGUUGAAAGCUCGAAUGUAAGGAAACGAUCGAAUAAACUUGAUCAAAUCAAAGAACAAGAGCAACAAAAAAUCCAAUCAACAUCUGAUGAUGAACAACUCCAACACAUCUAUCGUGUUCCGCCCUUGAAAAUCGUUUUAGCAAGAGCUGUUUUACAAAAAACACUUGAAACUGAAAGAAAGAGAGCAAUAGCAAAAAAAAUCGUCAGCUCAAAUCCCUCGAAUAUGAAUGAUGAUAAUAACAACUUAACAAUUAGUCCCGCAUCGCCAUCAGUAGCAUCGUCGUCGUCGGCAUUGCCACAUCCAAUCAUUGAGCAAAAUGAAAAAUUAUUAUCGUCAAUGUCAACCGAUAUUCCCAUUGCGUCACCAGAACCAGAUGAAAAACUCGUCAUUUCUACCGAAGAUAACGACAAUCACACCAAUGACGACAGUUCUCAAGCAACCAGUUUGAAUGAUAAUGAAAAAUAUCCACCUUUGUCAUCGACGUCAUCGCCGCAAACAGUCAUUUCGUCUGUUCUCGAUGCACUCAUCACACAAAUUGAAUCAAACAAUGAAAAUCAAUUGCAUUCUUUACCUGUCAUCGAAGAUGACCAAAUGGAUGUUGAAGAAGACGAAGACGAAGAGGAGGAAAACGAAGAUGAUGAAGAAGAGCAAGAAACAAUCGAAAAAAGUUCGUCAAACAAAUCGCACAAAACUGAACAAGAACGUAUGAGUACAAGAAUAUCAUCGGUAUCAAAAACGGACUUGAAACCAACGACACGCACAUUACGGUCGCAUGCCCGUGGUAAACGAAAUCUGUCUACAUUAGUUCAAACAUCAGCAUCAUUAAAUAACAAUAAUGGUCGACGAGUAUCCAGUCGAAGACGAGCCUUAGAUAACAAAACAUUAGCCAUAAUGAAUGAGAGAGAGAGAAAACGCCGUACAACAUCCGAACGUUUGAGAAAAGAUAAAGACAAUCUCAUGAAUACCGAUGAUAUGCAAACAUCGAGUAAUUCCGACGAUCAAACAUCUGAAAAUACCAACGCUGAAAAGUCCUCGUUGACAACGACAACUCAUGCUAACGACGAAGCCAGUUCAUGUUCAAGUACGGGCGCUGGCGAUGAGAGCAGUACAAGUAGUUCAGCAACAAAUCCGAAGCAAUCAAAUCCAACCGCUGACAUUGAUACAUUACCACCAAACAAACGUCGAUUACGUGAAAGAAAUGCCGGAAUACCGACUGCAUCUAUUCCAUCAGCCACAACAGAUACAUCGACAAAUUCAACCGUAAUUACAGAUAAUUCAUCGACCGAAUCGACAACGGCACGUGACGUACCAGUCAAUAGUAUUAAACAAUUCCUGGAAAUCCGUCAACAGAUCGAUAAGCGACAUAAAACAAUGUUACAUGAAUUCGUUUUACCGAAAGUUCCAAAGGACUUCUCCGAAACUACAAUGGCGAAGAAGAGUUACUUAAUCGCUUCAUCAUUUAGUUCGUAUUCAAACACAACUCCGUCAGCAAUCGGUAUCAAACGAUUGAUAGCACCGCAUGACCUCGAUCCACAUUUAGCAGAUGUCUUCACUAAACAGGAAGAUGAGCGAUAUAAAAUGAAGAUACGUCAUCAAGUUGAACGAGAUAAACUAAUCCUAUCCCAUGAACAAGAAGUUCUACGUUUAUGCGGCAAUGCGACACGUUCAUCAUUGAAUCAAGAGAUUCCUUUUAGUUAUUGUUCAUUAUUGAAAGAUAAUGAAGUUUAUAAUAAUCCAUCAAUUCAAUUACCUGAGAAAAUGGUUAAUAAUGAUUACACAGCAACUGAAUUAGGUAAACGUGGUAAACAUCGUUGGAAUGGACGUUCAUUCAUUAAAUGGCAGGAAGAUUCCAAUCUGAAAUACAAACGUCUUAGUUGUGAACUAAACGAUCGUCAGCAGUUAGAAGUUGAUACACUUUAUUCUAUGCAACGAAUGGUCUGGUUGAAACAUCUACCAAAGGAAUCCACAAGUCAAUCUUUGUCGUCGUCGGGUCGAUCGAGUCAUCUUUUAACCGAACGUUAUUUACCUAAGGUUGAAAUCAAUUCAAAUUUCUGGACAAACUGGGAAACAAGUCCAUUUUAA
This is a messenger RNA of Adineta ricciae, 3135 nucleotides long. The record is from the annotation of a GenBank genome assembly. NCBI's taxonomy places the organism in Eukaryota, Metazoa, Rotifera, Eurotatoria, Adinetida, Adinetidae.